ACAAAUAUUGAUUUCCCCUAUUUUCAAACAAAUAUACUUUUCACAAAAGGUCAGACGUAAAAUAAUUUACUCGAACAAGUAACGAAUCCGUGAACGCCUUGAAUAUUAUACAGAAAAAAAGAAGAAUAAAUUAACAUAAUAAGAAAAUCGAAAACUGAAUCUAAAUCAACUGAAAAGAACGUUGUUUCGCCUAAAUUGAGUGUGUGUGUGCGUGUUUUUUUUUACAAAUUCCAAUCAAUUAGACAAAAAUAUUAAAUAUUUAUAUUUGUGUGUGAGUGAUUUAGUGAAAAUAAAAACAUCCUUAUGAUUGGAUCAUUUUGGAAUUUCUGUAGAGCGUGCCCAUCGAUGCCUGAAGACAAGCUCCAUUCGGAAUACCGUAGUACUUAUCGUUGGCAUGAGUAUACAGGUAACAAUCGAGCGGAAGUCAUUAAAAAGCCGCCAGCAACUAAUCAAUUCGCCAGCUCUGCGGAUCAUUUUUUCUCCAAGUCCACGGAAGAAGAACGUCAUGUUGAAGGUGUUAUCAACGAACCUCCAUUGCCAAGACGUAAAAAGUGUCCUGAAUUAGCAUAUAGAACUCAUGAAUUUAUAACUGGUGAGACGAGAACUAAAAAUGAUAUAAACGCCCGUACGUACAAUGGCCGAGCUAGGUCCGAGGAGCGUGGAACACCGUCACGUCGUAGUAAGUCAGAAGGUCCUUAUCGAAUUCCAAAUGGCGACGCUUAUCCAAUAGGCGAUACCGUGGAUAAGCCAAAUGGCCAUCCGAAAACAGGAAGUAAGGCGGGUGAGUCUAACGGACUUUUCAGAAAAACAAUAUCAAAAUUGAGCACAGAAUAUCGAAUACAAUUUAUUUGGCCGCACACGCGAAAAGAUCGAAAGAGAGGCGAUGACGAAAUCGAUAUUCCGAAAAAAUCCUUAUCAAUGGGUGCUAUAAAGGCAGCACAAUCAAAUGCGAUGCCUACCGUACAUAAAAAGCGAACAAUCUACGAAAAAGAAGCAUCCACGCAAGAGCUGGAACCAUUGUGUGCCGAAGAGAAAAUCGAAAAAAAAAGCGAGUUUCCAGCAAAGAAAUCGGUGCGACCAUUUUCGCAGUACGCAUACGAUAGCAAGUUUAAACAUGGUCAUACCGAAAGAGAGAAUUUCGGCUUUGCGACUGAUGCUGAAAAUAAAAUAGAUAACAAGACUUUAGUCAAUGGUGGACACGUAGCACAAACAUGGUACCGUGAUGUGGUUGAAUUGCGUAAAAAAGCGGAAGAGUACAAGAAUCGUGGUUGGGGCACUGAAAUAAAUCCGGAUCUAUAUAAAAAGCAAAAAGAUUUAUGGGAUCAAGUCUCACGUCGUAGCUCCUUAUCGGCUCUUCAUCUGGCAUCAGCCGUACACAAGCCAAUUACUAAAGAAGAAAAAGAAGCCGCAAAUAAUAAGAAAAGUUCACCGAUCAAAAAUGUGUCGGCCAAAAAUGUGAGCCAAAUUAAUUUCAUUGACAAUAAAUUAAUUCACGAUGCCGCAUUACCAGCUCGUGCACUUUAUAUUCGUCAUCAUUUGGGGCGCACCACUGGCUUGGAUAUGGAAGAUGGUGCAUUAUUGCCAUCACCAACACGUGAUAAGCUAAUGCCAACCAUUCCCAAAUCAAAAGAAGAUGAAAGCUAUAAUUCACAACGUGGUAGCCCAAAGAAGAGUGCUAUCUCACGGCAUGGCAGCCCACAAAAAGGAUCUCCACAAAAAAUGCAAAAGAAGACAAUAAAACAAACAGAUCGAUCGCAAUCGGUUGGACCGGCUCCGUCAAAUGUGGACAGCUCACCGAAACGACAAGUUCGUUCAGGUAGCGCUGCACCAGCAACCACCAUCGCUGGCACAAAAGUAGGCAAGAAAACACCAGUAUCGACACCAACAAUCGUGGAACGACGCCCUCGACCAACAACCCUUUCCACAUCCAAUCAUUAUCGCUCUAAAAGUAGUUCCAUACCGCCUAUCGGUAGAGCUCAUUCAACUACUCCUGGCUCUCAUCAAAAUCAAAAUUUUGCGCCAAACAAUACACACAAACUCUCAUCACCAUCCCAAAACACAAUACCCGUUGAUCCAUCCAAUCCAAAUCAAAGAAUCCUCUCAAAAACAACCACAAAACAGAGACCUCAAUCGGCUAUUGUGAUGGGUACAUUCGACCCAAUGACUGCAUCGACUAUUAUAUUUAACGAUUCACAAAAGGUCACAAAUCAGGACAAGAAAACUGCGAGAAAUGAAGAUGACACGGAUAAAGAUGGCGUUACAUCUCUAUCAAGUGCCAGUCCAAUUCCAGCUCACGAAAUUUACGAACAUAUAGUUAAAUCUCCGCCAGAGCCGACUCGCGUUAAAUCGCCUGAGCAAAUUUUAAUGCGUUCGCCAGACCCAGUGAAUUGGAUUGUUCCCUUGGAUACUGGCAAGACGUUUACUGUUACACAAAACAUUCGUAACGGCGAUCCAGUUGUUCGUCCACAAAGUGAAUUUAAAGUAUCAACACCAGUCGAUAAACCACCAUCGGCACCGCUUUCAGCACCACCAAAUGUUAUCGAACAAGCUAAAAUGGAAGCGUGGAAAAAUGAAAAGCUCGAGGAAACACUUCCCAUAAAAGAGCCACCACAUCCAACGAUUAUAUCGGCUGUGCCAUAUGAUAAACCAAUACCAGGAUCGACAUUGCGCCGUUUAGACGAUCCCACUUUUGAUACGGAUAUUACAUCGUCUGUAACCACAGUUAAAGACCGACCAGCUGCUACUGAUGAUCUAAAUGAAGCUCGUGAUCGCUUCGAUCGUUUCUGGGGUUGCAACAAAGACAAAGAUGAAAAAUUUUAAACUCCAUAACGUGCAACAUAUAAACAGGGUAGAUGAGAAUAAAACAAAACAAAAAAUCUUUAAAAAAAACAUAACAAUGCGACGUUGUUGAAUUUGUAUCACCACGUAUUACAAAGCUAUCAUAAUUUAAAAAUUACCAAAAAAAAAAAAAAGGAAAAACAAAAAAAAAAAAAACAAAUGAUACUCGUUUAGACGAGAAAAAAGCCACUAAUAUUAUAUCGAAAUUUUCAUUUGAUAUUCUGAUGUACCGUAAACGUGAUCGCUGUGCCAUGGCACGAUGAAAAGAUAGCGAAAGAAGAAAUUAAAGAAAAAAUACCAACACCACAUUACACGGGAUGCAUUUCAUAUCCAUGAAAUCCAAUACUGUUCGAAAAAAAAAGCGAGAAACCAGAUACGGAGCGUUACAUUACAAAAUUAAUUCAGAACAUUAGAAUCAUCAUGAAAUGUCGAAGGCAACUGCACUGCCAUUUAGUUCACUAGUUCGCAUUUAUGUAGGCAAGCACAUCAACAAAACUGUGUAUGUAACAAGACAUGAGAGCAAAAAUGUGUGACACUUUAAACGAACGGCUUCAGUGCUCGAUUCGAUGUAUUUUGGAAUGUUGGUUUUUUUCCCACGUUUUUUUUCAACAGUGUUGUUGACGAUAUACUCAUAAUCGAUAAAUGACAUGAAUGCCAAUAACUGCUGCUUCCGUAAACAUUUAAGAGAGAAUUUGUAACGGAUUUAUAGAGUGUGAAGGAAGUUCAUCUUUGUUAACGAUUUCAAUUUUGCCUAUUCAGAACAAAAACAAACAAACAAAUAUAUACUCAAUGAAUUUAACGUGAUGCUUUUGGCACGAAUUUUAUACACACAGGCAGUUGAAAUUGCGAAAAUACAAAUUGUGUCUGUCAUAUCAUAAAUGCUUUUCAAAACAAAACAAAAAUAUGCGUGCUUUAUUUUUAAAACGAAAUUAAAGGAGAAAAAAAACAUGUGCCCAAUUGUUAAUUUUGUUCGUCUUUCGUUGCGAUGUCCAUUUAAACAUUUCAUUUUGAUUGUUUUCGCACCGUUAUAAUUGUAUCAACAAAUACCAUUUAAUGAGGAUAUUUAACAAAAUAACACUGGAUUUCGGCUUGCCGUCCAAUCUGCACACACUCACAAAAAAAAAAAAA
Molecule: messenger RNA, 3966 nt
Organism: Contarinia nasturtii (swede midge)
Lineage: Eukaryota; Metazoa; Arthropoda; Insecta; Diptera; Cecidomyiidae
Exons: 17
Coding region: 304-2820 (838 amino acids)
Biological process (GO): negative regulation of centriole replication
Molecular function (GO): microtubule binding
Source: RefSeq, a predicted model, not a curated record